This is a messenger RNA of Hibiscus syriacus, 221 nucleotides long. RefSeq lists its product as uncharacterized. The record is from RefSeq and is a predicted model, not a curated record. The transcript has a single exon. NCBI's taxonomy places the organism in Eukaryota, Viridiplantae, Streptophyta, Magnoliopsida, Malvales, Malvaceae. The coding region runs from base 1 to 213 and encodes 70 amino acids.
AUGAGCGCAGAUUGGGGACCAGUCAUCGUCGCAGUCGGCUUGUUCAUCCUGCUGUCGCCAGGGUUGCUCUUCCAAUUACCGUCGAGGACUCGGGUGAUAGAGUUCGGAAACAUGUGCACAAGUGGGAUAGCCAUCCUAAUCCACGCCGUGAUAUACUUCUGCAUAAUCACCAUCUUGAUCAUUGCCAUUGGUAUUCACAUACACAUCGAGUGAUGUACAUC